This is a messenger RNA of Prunus armeniaca (apricot), 642 nucleotides long. Lineage: Eukaryota; Viridiplantae; Streptophyta; Magnoliopsida; Rosales; Rosaceae. The record is from the annotation of a GenBank genome assembly.
AUGGACAGAAGGUGGAUACAGAACCCGAACAGAUGCGCAGACGAAUACUUGGAUGGAAUCGAGGAUUUUAUUGAGUUUGCACGUAGACACAACCCGGGUGCAACUAGAAUCCGUUGUCCUUGUAGGAGGUGCAACAACACGUUAUGGGAGACAAUUGAAAAUGUUGGAUUUCAUUUAGUAAGGAAUGGAAUGAUUGAGACAUAUAGCAUUUGGAACCUUCACGGGGAACAAUUAGAGCAUGCUUCGUCUUCAAAUGCCACAAGAGUGGACAAUGUUCAACCUAUUGUGGAUGCUAAUGAUCAAGUCAUGGAUAUUAUACAGGAUGUUUUUCCAUUUGCAUCGACCAACAUGAAUCAAGAAGAGCAAGAUGAUGUGCCUACACCAAUAGACAGUGCGGAGUUUGAACAAUAUGAGAAAUUGUUAAAAAAUGCCAACCAAGAGUUAUACCCGGGGUGCGAGAGCUUUUCCGUUCUCACGGCCAUUGUGGAGCUAAUGCACGGAAAAAUAAAGUAUCGUAUGUCGAACCUGUGUUUCGAUUACUUUUUGGGGGUUUUCAAGAGAAUGCUUCCGACGGACAAUUGUUUGCCGAAAGACCAUAAACAGGCGCAGAAGGUGUUGAAUGGUCUUGGAUUGGGGUUAUGA